Messenger RNA from Heterostelium album PN500, 561 nucleotides. Its product is annotated as DUF3430 domain-containing protein. The record is from RefSeq and is a predicted model, not a curated record. The coding region runs from base 1 to 561 and encodes 186 amino acids. Lineage: Eukaryota; Evosea; Eumycetozoa; Acytosteliales; Acytosteliaceae. The transcript has a single exon.
AUGAAUAGAAAAUUAUUGGUAUCUGUUUUGUUUGUUGGAAUGAUUGUUGUAUCAAGUGCUACUCAAUAUUUCCUAUUCCAACAAUUCACCGACCGUGAUUGUUCGAUUGGAAAUGAUGUCUAUGCUUCAUACCAUGUCGCUGGACAAUGUUAUGACAGUAAGUUGUACACUUGUUUCGAUAAUGGUACUGCUAUUCUCCAAGUAUUUUCAGCUCCAGAUUGCUCUGGUUUCUCUACCAGCUCCAGAAGCUUUGACCUUGCAGAAUGUAACUAUGGUUUCUCCAUUAAGUGUACCGAGCAAAUUGUAGUUCCAAACAAUACCCUUGCCAGCUAUGCUUAUUCUGAACCAUUGUGCCAAGGAUCAGAGUUGUCAGUCAAGUAUCAACGUACCAAUACCUGUUUCUCUGGUAGUUCAAUUACCUGCAACGGAACAACCCAAACCUACAACUAUUUCGAUAGUAUGGAUUGCUCUGGUUCACCAUCUAUCAUCAACGAAGUCACCACCCAAGACUUUUGUCCAGAGGCUGCAGGAAUCAUCCAAACUAGAGAGAUUUGUCAAUAA